AUGCCUUUCGUAGAGGAGAUAAAUCUUAAGAGCCACGACCCGAAUGUCUAUUUCACGAGCGUAAACGCUGCAGGGCCCUCCGGUCGAAAUAGGAUAACAAAGACUACAACUGCAUCUGGAGUCAGAAACAACAAGCGGGUAAACUACUCGCUUUCGGAUUUGGAAGCCAAGAUCUAUGCGCAGAAAAAUGGGAAGGAUACAGAAUCCCUAAGUUCAAACUUCAUCACAACCACCAACAGCGCAUUGGAAAGGUAUACCCCGCAAGAGCUUCUGAAAUCGAGACGAAGACUUAUGGAACUAGACACAGAAAACGUACAAGAUAUCAGAGACGUGCCCUUUGUGAUGAGCAGCAUAACCGGUAUCAGCAAAGAUCGUAUCGACUCCAGCAACGGCGCAGAUUCCGGCGGUGGCUCUUCAUCGAAUGUUAACAGAUCCAGCAGAAACAAAUUCGAGCUUCCGAAAAAUCUUGAGCUUCUAUACAAGUCUACUAAACCUCCAGUUGUCAAAAAGAAAAACACUAACCGAGUGGUUGCCCUAAAGAAAACCUUAGCUUCUCGAAGACCACUCACCAGUUACGUCGAUGCCCUUGAUCAAGUGAACCGCAGCAUCAUCUUCCACAACGUUUAUAAUAAGAAGUUUUUCAAAGUGCUUCCAGUGAUCACAACCUGCUCCAUAUGUGGUGGAUACAACAGCAUUUCUAGUUGUGUGAACUGCGGGAAUAAGAUUUGCAGUCUGCGAUGUUUCAAUCUUCACAACGACACCCGUUGCACGAGCUAG
Molecule: messenger RNA, 777 nt
Organism: Lachancea lanzarotensis
Lineage: Eukaryota; Fungi; Ascomycota; Saccharomycetes; Saccharomycetales; Saccharomycetaceae
Gene: VPS71
Product: LALA0S06e05776g1_1
Exons: 1
Coding region: 1-777 (258 amino acids)
Biological process (GO): chromatin remodeling
Cellular component (GO): Swr1 complex
Molecular function (GO): nucleosome binding
Source: RefSeq, a predicted model, not a curated record